ACCCCUCAAAAUUCUCCCCACUAGGGUUUGUGGCCAUUUUUCAUAGAGAAAGAGAGAGAGUGUGUGAGAGAAACCUCAUUCGGAAUCAAUGGCUCCCAGGAAGACACCACAGGUAUCCAGAAACCCAGAUCUGGUUCGAGGGAUCGGUAAGUACUCGAGGUCACAGAUGUACCACAAGAGAGGAUUGUGGGCUAUCAAGGCCAAAAACGGCGGUGUUUUCCCUAAACACGCUCCUAAAGUUAAAGACGCCGCCCCUGCUGAGAAACCACCCAAGUUUUACCCGGCUGAUGAUGUCAAGAAGCCACUGCCUAACAGGCGCAAACCUAAGCCCACCAAGCUAAGGGAUAGUAUUACUCCAGGGACUGUUUUGAUCAUUCUUGUUGGAAGGUUCAAGGGCAAGAGAGUUGUGUUCCUCAAGCAGCUUCCUUCAGGAUUGCUUCUAGUCACUGGACCAUUUAAGAUCAAUGGUGUUCCUCUUAGGAGAGUCAACCAAUCUUAUGUGAUUGGAACUUCCACUAAGGUUGACAUCUCUGGUGUUAAUGUGGAGAAGUUUGAUGAUAAAUAUUUUGGCAAGAAGGCUGAGAAGAAGAAGAAAAAGGGAGAGGGCAACUUCUUUGAGGCAGAUAAAGAGGGUGAGAAAGGUCUCCCACAAGAGAAGAAGGAUGACCAGAAGGCAGUGGAUGCACCGCUCAUUAAAUCACUCGAGUGCGUUCCAGAUUUGAAGGCAUACUUGGGUGCAAGGUUUUCUCUCAAGGAUGGAAUGAAACCUCACGAGCUUGUGUUCUAAAGGAAAAAAUUAGGAUCGUUUCUCUUGAGCUACUUUCUUAUUGUAUUUUGUUUGAACUUUAUCUUAGCAGCUGCACUUUCCUAGUGUUUUUGGCAAUAUAUGAACCUCUUACAAGGCAAUGUUUUGUGCAA
This is a messenger RNA of Populus nigra (black poplar), 918 nucleotides long. RefSeq names its product large ribosomal subunit protein eL6-like. NCBI's taxonomy places the organism in Eukaryota, Viridiplantae, Streptophyta, Magnoliopsida, Malpighiales, Salicaceae. The coding region runs from base 89 to 787 and encodes 232 amino acids. Gene Ontology annotation, cellular component: ribosome; cytosolic large ribosomal subunit. Gene Ontology annotation, biological process: cytoplasmic translation; ribosomal large subunit assembly. The record is from RefSeq and is a predicted model, not a curated record. Gene Ontology annotation, molecular function: structural constituent of ribosome; RNA binding. The transcript is spliced from 4 exons.